Sitodiplosis mosellana (orange wheat blossom midge) is the source of this 5004-nucleotide messenger RNA. Its product is annotated as ferritin subunit-like. Bases 184 to 816 code for a protein of 210 amino acids. Gene Ontology annotation, biological process: iron ion transport; intracellular iron ion homeostasis. Lineage: Eukaryota; Metazoa; Arthropoda; Insecta; Diptera; Cecidomyiidae. Gene Ontology annotation, molecular function: ferrous iron binding; ferric iron binding. The record is from RefSeq and is a predicted model, not a curated record. The transcript has 6 exons. Gene Ontology annotation, cellular component: cytoplasm.
GCGGUCACAUUAUAAAUGUGAAUAAUAUUUGUCGUCUGUGAUUCACAUUCUGUUCUUUGUCAUAGAAACACUAUAAACGAUCACAUUUCAGUGCUCAGUCCGUUUUGAUCGUUUGUAUUGUGAACACCAAAUUAAGUGCAGAGCCCGAUUCGUUAGAGAACCAAACAUUUAUAUUCAGUUAAAAUGAAAUUGUUCAUUGCUUCAGUACUCUAUUUGGUCGCUGUCACAUCAGCCCAAAAUCCGAAUAAAUGCAGCCUACGGUCAGCGGAUAUACCACGUGAUUUCUUGGACAUGAGCAUUGGUUGCAAAAAAGAGGUGCGUCGUCAAAUCCAAGAGGAAAUCAAUGCAAGUAUGCAAUACUUGGCAAUGGGCGCUCAUUUUUCGCAAUCGACGAUCAAUUUGCCGGGUUUUGCUGAAUUCUUCUUCAAAGCGGCCGCUGAAGAACGCGAACAUGCUACCAAAUUAAUUGAGUACUUAUUGAUGCGUGGCCAAUUGACCGAUGACGUAUCAACCUUAAUCGAAGUCAAAAGUCCACCAACAGUGAGCUGGGAACGUGGUUUAGAUGCAUUGAAACAGGCACUCCGAACCGAGGCAAAGGUUACGAAGAGUAUAAAACAAGUGAUCGCCAGUUGUGAAAAUGACAGCCAUGAUCAUACCAAUGAUUAUCAUUUGGUCGACUUUUUGACCGGUGAUUUCUUGCAAGAACAAUACUCCGGCCAACGCGAUCUCGCUGGAAAAAUUUCCACAUUGGAAGGAUUGGUGCGGCAACAAGGAAGCUUUGGUGAAUUUUUAUUUGACAAAACAAUCUUGGGAUAAACACAUUGAGCAAUUUCAAUGAAUUCACCGCAAUGAAAACUAAGACGACAUGAAUGCAAACUCUGAAUUUCGAAUGCACUUUGGUCAUUUUGAUCAACAGUUCUUUAUUACUUCUACCAUUUUAGCACGCGAAGCACAUGAAUAUUCUUUUUGACAAUGUGUGUUUAAUUGUAAAUAAAGCAUUCAUUUUUUGUACUUCGUUGUGUUUCAGAUUGGAAUUUAAUAAAAAACGGAUAUAAUUUGAAUUCGAGUUUCUACAUUUUUAGACACACAAAACCGAGGCAUGACUUUGAGAUUGAAAUAUUUUGUCAAAAGCAAUUGGAACUCAAAUAAUUUGAUUUUUCAGGGAUGGAAAUAAUAAAAAACUAAAAAUUUCAAUAUUCUGUGUAACACAAGUGUUUUUUCUCGGUAUGUGAUGAUAUGAUACUUUCGUUUUGCAAAAAUUGAGCUAUCAAAAAUUAUCUGUUUCACCUUUGCAAAUACGGUCAUACAAUUAUGGAUUAAAUCAUUAUUAUUUAUUGAUUGCAACCAAUAUGUGUAUUUAAAAAAAAACAACUUUGAAAUCACCUUAAUUGUUGUUCAUUCAAAAAAGUCAAGUGUUUUUGUGAUUUUGUCGUUAUCUAUUUGUGAAAUCGCAUUUCUUUCUUAUUGUAUCAAGCCCAGACAUUCGAUAAAACUGGCGGAUUGAGUUAUUACUUUGAAAUAAAUCUGAAAACAGACAUGAAGUGGUUUUCGCAAAACGUGAGCAAUCAAACGGUUCAAUUAGCUUGAACGGAAGCAAAAUGGUCAGCAAACUAUUGCUAUCGUCCCAUGAGCGUAAUUGAAAUAAGGUAAUAAAUAUUGUGACAAUAGACUUUCGAUCUUUGGCAUAGAAAAAAGUUGAAAAACAAAAAAGAAAUGGUGUUCUAUUGUGUUUGUUCACGUAAUUGUGAUAAAAUUGGCGAGAGCAACGGCAGCAGCGAGUCAGCAAAUAUAUGUGCUACUCAAGUGGUGUGCGAUAAUAAUAACGCAAAUAUUCCACAGUUCAGAUACUUUGUCAGAAAUAAACGCAGCUGUGAAUGUCAUUGUUUCUCUUUUUUGCUUUCAAUGGGAUACACAAAUAGUGUGUGUAUAUCUGUUGUAUGCCUGUGACAGUGAGUCCAACGCGUGUUGGUGCGACGGCAACAACAGCAACAACGAAUGCGAUAUUGGAAUGAGGAGAAAUAGAGUAAAAAAACAAACAUGGCGGCCGUUGUGCUUAAGUGUAUGUCACAAAGUUCGUCACAACCCUCGUAUAGUACUGUGAGUGAAGUAUAUCAGUUCACAUUGUAUUGGUACAUCCGAUUGUAAAAUACAACGCAAUUUAAUUACCCAUUUCAAUUGAAGUGUACGCAGUAAAUUCGUUGAAAGUUGCCGUUUUAUAAACGUCGAUUUUUCACCAAAUCCAACAGUUCAUUUUGGAUCGCCUUCUAUGCCAGUGCGUGUAAAGGUCGAUUUAUCGUCUCAUACCGUUUUUACUAAACGCUCUACUAUCACCCCGAGAUUUACAUUAUAUUCAUUGUGACAAAGACACUGCAAUUCCGAGAGCACAAUCAACAUCUACGUUCAGUUCACUUUGAUCAGUUGUAUAGUGAAGACACAGUUAUAGAAAAAAAAAUUUUUUCGUUCAAACCAAAAUCAAAGAAGUGAAAUUAAAAUGAAGAUGCUCAUUGCUUCAGUUCUAGUCUUGUUCGCUGUAUCAUCAGCGCAAGCCGAAGAUACAAUAAAAUGUAAGUGCAUUUAAUUGGUGUGUUGGUUGUUGUUGUUUAUUUUUUGAAUGGUUUAUCGAAUUAAAACGCAAAUUGUCGCUGUGGACUAUGCACCGCGAUAACUGAAUGCUGUGCGGAUAUUACGGUUUCUUUGUUCAGAUACAUGGGCGCACGAAUGACACAUUCAACGAUAAAUAUUCUGUUUGUUGUUUUUGCUCUUCCAAACUAUUUGUGAUUCCAUCAAUGUAUACCGAAUCAGCGGAAUUUCAUUGAAAAAAAACAUUUCCGAGAAUAAGAAAAAAAUAAUUCACCCUGGAACGGGGAAAAAGUGUGGAAUUGCAUAAAUAGAAGCACUAGUGAUGAAAUGUUGUGAAAUUGAUUGACCUCAUCACGUCCGAUGCAUGUCAUUCUACGUUGUACUUUUCCGCCGUUCCCCGUUUUUCUUCUUCGCAUUGAGUGCAUGUGUUUGGGACGGCAAUAUCAGUUGCGGGAUUCUCAUGUGACCAAUUUUGUGACAAAUAACUUUGUUUUUUUAAUCAAAUGACAGCUGAUUUGGUUUUUUUUUUUGCUGUUCGGACCAUCGGAAUUUUUGCUUAUCAUCCUGUUUAUGACUCUAUUUAUUCGAUGCCAUAAAUCUUCUAAAACCAAUUUCAACGUUGAUCAAGCAUUUGCGCGUGUUCGCCGAUAUUUUAUUUCUCGAGUAUCACCUUUCUAGAAUGUUUUCGAAAUUUGACAUGCGUUCAUUGGAUGUAUGCUGUUUAUCGUAAUUAGCCGUUAUAAAUGCGUGAUUGCGUUUGAAUUUGCUAGAUAAAUCGUAAUUGAAAUUUCGUAUAGAUGUUCUGGAAAAUUUAUCGCGUAAAUGCUCACAUUGAUGGAUCAGUAAUGAUUAUAUUUAUCCAAUCAUGAUUAGAAAUGCUGUUUUUCGUCAUUUUUACAUGAAAUUUCUCGGUUUUGAAUUAUUCUCAUUCAAAAAAAACAUAUUGACAAGAAAUGAAUCGAUGACGCGAUUUUUUCUAUAAUUUGUCAACGAUUUUUUUCUCGGGCUUCUUUGUUUUUUUUUCGACAUUUUUGCGUAUCCACUUUUUUCAAAUUUGUUUAUUCUUCAAAUAAAAUAUCAUUUGAUGUUUGAGAGAAAAAAAACCUCGAUCUCAUGAAAAUUAAUAAAAUGGUUUUCAUGUAAAUUGUUUCUCAAAAUAGGUACACCACCAAAUGGCGACGUUCCGGAAGACUUCAAGGAUAUGACCAAGGGUUGCUUCGACAAGAUGCGUAGUCAAAUUCAAACCGAAAUCGAUGCUAGUAUGCAAUACUUGGCAAUGGGUGCCCAUUUUGCUCAAGACACCAUCAAUCGUCCUGGUUUUUCGGAAUUCUUUUUCAAAGCGGCUGCUGAAGAACGUGAACAUUCUCACAAAUUGAUUGAGUACUUGUUGAUGCGUGGCAAUUUGACCGACGGCAUUUCAACAUUGAUAACCGUCAAUGUAAUUUAUUUAUUUUCUCCUUCAUAAUCUAUUCCGUAGAUUUAUUAUGAGUUGAUCUAAAAAUGCCUCUCGAAAACAUUGUCGUUUGGCCGAGUUUCGAGUGCAUUUAAUAGCUUUCUUUUUAUGAUUUUAUGACAGUGUUAUCAAUCAUUGAUUUUUAUCUACAAUAAUUUUUUGUUGCAGCUUCCAAAAAAAACAUUAUGGACAACCGGUGUCGAAGCAUUGAAAGACGCACUCAAAUACGAAGUCUCAGUAACAAAGAGCAUUAAGGGAGUUAUCGCACAGUGUGAAGAAGACCCAGUUAAAACCGAUGAAGGUGUCCAGAAUGUCAACGAUUAUCAUGUAUGCUCCUUUUCUUGUGUUUUUUUUUCUUCAUUCACACCAAUUUCAUAUGACAAACACUAAACUGAAUGGUUAUAUCUUUGCAGCUUGUCGACUAUUUGACUGGUGUUUACUUGGAAGAACAAUACCACGGUCAACGCGAUCUCGCCGGAAAGAUCUCGACAUUGGACAAAUUGAUGAAAAGCCACGGACCAUUGGGAGAAUUUUUGUACGACAAAAAACUCUUGGAAUAAAAACUCACAAGCAGUUUCCAAUGCAAUUCAAAAUUCAUCAUUUUGUUUGCACCACCAGUUUAUGGUUGAAAGAAAAAAAAACAAUUUAGUUUUUUUUAUGCUCUGUACUUUGCGUACUACUUGCGCUUGUGAUCACAAAAUGAAAUAAAUAGAUUAGUCCGAUAAUUGGAAUAUUCAAAUCAAAGCAUUCAAAUGCCAUACUGUAUAUGAUUUUCAAGUAGAUGCUAGCACUUUCAAAUGGUGGAAAGUUCUUUAUACCGUUCAUAGAAUAUUAUUCGGUUAUAAUUAAUCCAAAAAUACCGCGCAUGGAAUGACAUUAACUAUUCGAGCAAUGAUUGAUUGAUGAAUAUAAAAUUCCUUUAUUUUGACAUUUUUAUGAAAUAAAUAGUUAACACAAGCGUUUAGAACAAA